UCGGGGUUGCCUCUGUCUGCUUGCAACCGCAGACAGGCGCCUAGCUAUCUGGAUGGCAAGAGCAGUAGUAAACAUGACAGAUCCCGUCCAUCGUACAGAGAGGUCCAUGCAUGAAGACGAGGAACGAGCGCUAGCGCGGUGACUCCUGUUGCCACGUCGCUUCCUCCCGGCCUUCAUCUCGUUCAACUCCGCAGACCAAUCUCCACGUAGGGCGCACUUUGACGAAUCUGACUCGUCUUCGGGCCUGUAUAUGUCCAACACGGGGAACAGCAAGGCUCUGAUCGACGACCAGAGCAGCAAUGUUACCUUCCACGGACAGUGGGAAGUAGGAGGAGCGCCGAACGAGUACAAUGAGACGGUAUCGAGCACGCGAACUGCAGGCGACAGUUUCGAAGUGAGGUUCAACGGUUGGUUGAUAGCCGUGUAUGGGACGUUAGAUUACUCGUCCGACGGCGUGCGCACCAACUACUCCAUUGACAAUGGCGAAGCGACAACUGUCACGUCCCGGGCAGGCGCCGGCGAUACAUACAAACAAAUAUUCUUCACGUCGGAUGGCUUCGAUGUGGCGGCUGAUCACACCCUUACUGUUACCAUGGACUACGUAAACACCACCUACGAGGAAGGCGAGGGCACCAUCUGGUUCGACUACUUCGAGAUAUACGGUAAUCUCGGCGACGCCAUCAACAGCGCGGAAAUGCCGACUGGGACAGAUGCAGGCAGCACUCCAGCUUCCUCCACGUCUGUUCCACCUACUAGCUCACACGCAGUGAAUACUGGCGCCAUCAUCGGCGGCACUAUUGGAGGCGUCUUCCUCCUUUCUCUUGGGAUUGUCUGCGUCCUAGUCUAUUAUGCCCGACGAGGACAAAGGGAGCCGACUAGGGAUACCGCUUCAGCCCAGGAGAAGUUCCAUCCCGACUACUUAUAUUUACCCCGUAAUGCGGUGAUCCAGCCGUUCAUAAUGUCAUCUACAGAGUCGCCCGGCCCACGGAAGAAAACCAUUGUUGCAGAAACUGAGCCAUCGGCGCUCGUAACACCACAGAACCCGGUACCUUCGACCGGUGACUCGACCGAUAUACAAGGCGUCGUGGUAGGGACGGCUCUCACUGCCGUUGUAGAACAUGAGCCAGAUCCAGAGCUGCAAAUGAUUGACGUUAUAAGACACACUGACAGUGGCUUGCGAGGCAUCGAGAUACCGCCUGAAUACACUGCGGAGUGACACCUGUACUUACAUUACCUAUAGGCUGCACGCUUUGUGACUGCUAUGUAAUGCACC
Molecule: messenger RNA, 1273 nt
Organism: Schizophyllum commune H4-8
Lineage: Eukaryota; Fungi; Basidiomycota; Agaricomycetes; Agaricales; Schizophyllaceae
Exons: 7
Coding region: 251-1216 (321 amino acids)
Source: RefSeq, a predicted model, not a curated record